This is a messenger RNA of Musa acuminata AAA Group (dessert banana), 2114 nucleotides long. Its product is annotated as RNA demethylase ALKBH9B. The transcript has 6 exons. The record is from RefSeq and is a predicted model, not a curated record. Lineage: Eukaryota; Viridiplantae; Streptophyta; Magnoliopsida; Zingiberales; Musaceae. Gene Ontology annotation, molecular function: mRNA binding; demethylase activity. Gene Ontology annotation, biological process: mRNA catabolic process. The coding region runs from base 139 to 1950 and encodes 603 amino acids.
UUUGUGGCGAUCAGAUCCGGAGGCGUCUUUCUUCCGUCGACAUCGUCGCUUCCGCCUGCUCUUCUCGGGCCGUGAGACUCGCCUUCAUCCAAUUCUCGCGCAAAACAACGAGAGAGAGAGAGAGAGAGAGAGUGGCUCAUGGAGGACGAUUCGUUCGUGCAAGAGUAUGAGCCGUCGGAGCUGGAGAUCGCCGCAGAGUUCCUCACCAAUUGGCUACCUUUUCUCACCCGCGGCCUCUGCGACGGUUGCUCCGCCGCCCUCCGCAGCCGCAUCCACUCCCUCCGCCCAGGGUCGCCUGGCGAGGCCAAGGCGGAGGCCUCCGCCUCCACCAUCGUGGAGGAUCCGGCAGCUUCAGUUUCCGCCGGCGCGGAUGAGCUGCUGAAUCAACAUGCCGGCAUCCAACCAACGGAGUGGGAUCCGGAUCCGCCGGCAUCGUCUGAUUCACCCAGGGUUCGGAUGUCUUGGGCCGACAUGGCGCAGGAGGACGAACUCGAGGAGGCGGCGGAAGGGGAGGAGGAUGCAGAGGCAGAGAGGAGGAGUUCGGUGGAUGCAACGGGGGGAGAGUCGAAGGGAAAAGGGAACACCUUGAGAAAGGAGACAGGGUUGUCGAGGGAGCAGAGGGAGGAGAUACGGUUUAAGAAUGUCGUCAGAAAGAAGGAUUUCAUAUGCCUGGAGAGGGUCAAAGGGAAGAUUGUUAAUAUCCUCGACGGCCUCGAGCUGCAUACAGGAGUUUUUAGUGCGGCAGAGCAGAAAAGGAUUGUGGAUUUUGUGUAUGAGCUCCAAGGGAAGGGGAAAAAUCAUCAGUUGGGAGAACAUACAUAUUCAGAACCACCAAAAUGGAUGUGUGGCAAAGGACGAGUGACCAUUCAAUUUGGAUGCUGUUAUAACUAUUCUAUGGAUAAGAAUGGAAAUCCUCCAGGAAUCCUGAAGAAUGUUGUUGCUGACCCAGUUCCUCAUCUUUUCAAGGUGAUAAUAAGAAGGCUGGUUCGUUGGCAUGUAAUUCCAAGAACAUGUAUUCCUGACAGUUGUAUUGUCAACAUCUAUGAACUGGGAGACAGCAUUCCACCUCAUAUUGACAGCCAUGAUUUUGUUCGACCAUUCUGUACCGUGUCAUUUCUUAGCGAGUGCAAUAUACUUUUUGGAUCAAGUUUACAGAUUGCUGGGUCAGGCGAGUUUCCUGGCUCAGUCGCUAUUCCCUUGCCUGUCGGGUCGGUACUUGUGUUGAAUGGUAAUGCAGCUGAUGUUGCAAAGCAUUGCAUCCCAGCUGUCCCAUCGAAAAGAAUUUCCAUUACCUUUAGAAAAAUGGAUGAGUCCAAGUGGCCAGUCGGGUUUCUACCUGCUGCAGAUUUACAGAAUAUCCAACCACUAGAAUACACUGCAGAAGCCAAGGGACACCCACGUCAGGAUAAGAACAGCCAACCUGUAAUCGAGAGUAAAAGCUUCAAGAAAGGAAAGAGAACUAAAGGAAGGCCAGGUGCGAUGAAGCCUGGACCAAAUUUUCAGGACAGGCAGCAUCAUUCCAAUGAUUCAGGCAUUCAUGCAAGGAGAUCAAACCUGGAUGGCCAGUCCCCCAGUAAUAGCAGCAGUAAUAGUUUCGAAAGGGGAAGCAUCUUGGGACAGAGGAUUACUGAAUCAAAAUUCAGACCAGAAUUCCAAGGUUUCGAAUCACAUGAAGUUGUCCACUCGCCUACAGACUCAACAGCACACGUACAGCAUGGAGAGGAAGAAACUGGUAAUGUGGAUAGAAGGGAACACGGCGGAAGGGUGGUACGGUUGGAACAACGACGAAUCAUCAUCAGCAGCAGCGUGGAGGGAGGGGAUGAAGACCUGGCACCAGCGAAUCGAUUUUCAGACCUGCCUCGUGUUUCUCGGGUUCAGGUGCGAUCCUUGAAUAGCAGCAGCAGGCGAAAGGUUAGAAUGAACUUGUCUGAUGGUCAGUCAAGUUGCUGAACUUCUCCUACUCGUGGUUUAGAUGGAUUGGUUUGGUUUUUUGUGGCCUUCUAUUUUGUGAAAGUAUGACUUGACAUUUUCUAUUCAUUAUUGUAAUCUAAUGCUUGUGUUACAGGGACAUUUAGUUUGGUCAAGGAAGAAAUUUAUAUUGUCCUUUAACGAAA